CAUUACAAACUAAAAUACACGUAUUCCUUAAGCAAAUUACCAAAAUGAAAAUUUCAAUAUUUCAAAUUUUUAUCAUCUUAAUCAUAUUCCCAUCAUUAAUAAUGGGAUUAUCAACAUACAAUGUUAUAAGCCUAGGAGCAAAACCCGACGGUAAAACCGACUCGACUAAUGCUUUUAUAAAAGCAUGGUACAAAGCUUGUGGUACGUUAGGAAAGUCCGUAAUUAACGUGCCUAAAGGACGGUACUUGAUUCGAAAUGCGAUUACAUUUCAAGGAGGGAGAUGUAAAAGCGUAAACAUAAAUUUCGUAAUAAAGGGAACAAUUGUUGCGCCAUCUGAUUAUCGAGUGCUUGGGAACGCACAUAGUUGGUUCUCGUUUGAAUCGACUAAAGGUGUUACUAUUACUGGUGGUAAAUUUGAUGCUAAAGGUGUUACUUUGUGGAAUUGUAAGUUGUCGCGUAAGACUGGUUGUCCAAGUGGUGCUUCGACUUUGGCCUUCACUAAUUCCAACAAUAUCAACAUAAGAGGAGUGACAUCAAUUAACAGUCAAUUGGGUCAUAUAUCCAUCAAUGGUUGCAACAACGUCAAUAUACAAAGUGUGAAAAUUUUAGCUUCCGAUAACAGUCCUAAUACUGAUGGAAUUCACGUACAACUCUCAAAUCGAGUAACUAUACUUAAAUCGAAGAUUAGUACUGGCGACGAUUGCGUUUCAAUCGGCGCCGGUACUACGGCUCUCCGGAUCGAGAAUGUUCUUUGUGGUCCCGGUCAUGGCAUUAGCAUCGGGAGCUUAGCAAAAGACCUAAAUGAGUCAGGAGUAGAGAAUGUGAUAGUAAACAACGUUACAUUCGUGGGUACUCAAAAUGGCGUAAGGAUAAAGUCGUGGGGAAGGCCAAGUAAUGGGUUCGUGAAGAAAGUUGUGUUCCAACAUUGUACAAUGAUCGAUGUACAAAACCCUAUCAUUAUUGAUCAAAACUAUUGUCCAGGCAACCAAGGGUGCCCUGGAAAGGCAUCUGGGGUAAAAAUCAGCGACGUAACAUAUCAAGACAUUCAUGGAACGUCAGCAACAGAAGUGGCUGUAAAAUUUGACUGCAGUGCAAUAAAUCAUUGUCAAAAUAUAAAAUUAGAUAACGUAAAAUUGAGCUUUAAUAAGAAGCAGCCCGCCAAGGCAACAUGCGUUUAUGCUGAGGGCUCUACUCGUGGUUUGGUUGUGCCUAAAAGUUGUUUAUAUUAG
Messenger RNA from Amaranthus tricolor (Joseph's coat), 1229 nucleotides. RefSeq names its product polygalacturonase-like. Gene Ontology annotation, biological process: carbohydrate metabolic process. The record is from RefSeq and is a predicted model, not a curated record. Lineage: Eukaryota; Viridiplantae; Streptophyta; Magnoliopsida; Caryophyllales; Amaranthaceae. Gene Ontology annotation, molecular function: polygalacturonase activity. Bases 45 to 1229 code for a protein of 394 amino acids. The transcript is spliced from 4 exons.